AUGUUCCGUUCAAUUGCCGGUGUCCUGAUCGUGGCCCUGUCGCUGCUGCACCAGGCCGCGUUCGCUAUCGAUGUCUCGCAGGACAAGAACGUACGCGUGGAAUUCACCAGCAACGAUGCCGUCCAACAAACGAAAUCGGUGGGUCCCUAUCCUGAGGAACGCGGACCAAUAUUCAUCGGGGAUCUGAUCGCCGGCCAGCGCUACGCAGACGAAACAGUUUUUCGCCGGGUAAUCGAAUUCAAUAACCCGACCAACACGAUUCAGGGCACAACGUUGGACGUGUCCGUCUCCAGCGGGGCGAUUCAUUACAUCAGCACCCGGAACGUACAGGGCAGUCAAGCAGUUGUCUGUGGCAAUUCAAACGUUCUAGGGGCGAGCAAAACCAGCAUUAGUCUUCGAGUGCCGCCAAAUUCCUUGGCCACUUUGAACAUGGUUGUUGCGGCGCAUGAUCGUAAUCGCAAGUUUUAG
Messenger RNA from Heterotrigona itama, 468 nucleotides. The record is from the annotation of a GenBank genome assembly. NCBI's taxonomy places the organism in Eukaryota, Metazoa, Arthropoda, Insecta, Hymenoptera, Apidae.